UUCUAACAUCAACAUUUAUGGCUUUUCUCUCAAACAUCAAAACUCAUGCUAUUUAUCUCCAACAUAAAAAAAUCAUGUUAUUUCUCUCUAACAUUAAAAAUGUAUGCAGUUUCUAACAUGAAAAUUCAUGUUGUUUCUCUCUAACAUUAACAUGUAUGUCUUUUCUCUCUAACAGCAAGAUUUAUGUAUUUUCUCUCUAACAGCAAGAUUUCAUCACAUUUCUCUUAAACAUCUUGAAACUUCACUUUUUUCCUCCAACACAAACUUCAUGUUAUUUCCCCUCCAUCAUGAAACUUAUUUCCCUCAUCAUCAAACUUCAGAGCAACACACGUCCACUCCACUCACGGGGGGGCGUGGCCUCUCAUCCUGGACACGCCCACCAAGUCCCCUCUAGCCCCUCACCGUACCCCCCGCCCGCUCCCCGUGGCGGGAGAAGCCGUGUGCGCUUCCCCACAAGACAGAAUCGAGGAAGUCUUCUCCAGAACCUCCUCAGGACCGGACGCGCUGAAGUCAAGUGGACCCUGCAGGACUCCGGUGAUGCUGAAGUCGUGGUAGGCGCCACAGACCUUGGACCACCUUUAUGGACAUUUGCACACCUUGGCCCAUGUAGCGCGCGCACCCGCCGGAGGAACAAGUGCCGUGCGCGCCCACAGAGCAUCGUCCAUGUUCGGCAUCCAGCGGAGCGGCGGCAGCCUGAAGGAGGAGCCGCUGGUCGGCAUGAACGCCGUCCGGGGCUGGAUGCAGGGGGGCGGCGUGCUGGACGCUCACACGGCCGCACAAAGCGGAGUGGGUCUGGCCCGGGCCCACUUUGAGAAGCAGCCCCCCUCCAACUUGCGCAAGUCCAACUUCUUCCACUUUGUCCUGGCCUUGUACGACCGCCAUGGUCAACCUGUGGAGAUCGAGAGGACCACCUUUGUGGACUUCAUCGAGAAGGAUAAGGAGAGCAGCGGAGAGAAGACUAAUAAUGGCAUCCAUUACCGCCUGCAGCUGCUCUACAGUAACGGCCUCAGGACGGAGCAAGACUUUUUUGUGCGACUCAUCGACUCCAUGAGCAAACAGCCGAUCGUGUACGAGGGCCAGGACAAGAAUCCCGAGAUGUGUCGAGUUCUGCUCACACACGAGAUUAUGUGCAGUCGCUGCUGUGACAAGAAGAGUUGUGGAAAUCGCAACGAGACGCCGUCAGACCCAGUCAUCAUCGACAGGUACUGUGUGUCACUUCCACUUUCUCAAGUACACACACGUGUGGUGCGCAGACACACACACACACACACACACACACACACACAAAGAGACAUGUACACAGAGCUAUGCGUUGACAGCUUGGAGUCAAAAAUCAAUUCUUACAUGUGA
Molecule: messenger RNA, 1350 nt
Organism: Nerophis ophidion (straightnose pipefish)
Lineage: Eukaryota; Metazoa; Chordata; Actinopteri; Syngnathiformes; Syngnathidae
Product: transcription factor COE1-A-like
Exons: 6
Coding region: 664-1350 (228 amino acids)
Biological process (GO): regulation of transcription by RNA polymerase II
Molecular function (GO): DNA-binding transcription factor activity, RNA polymerase II-specific; RNA polymerase II cis-regulatory region sequence-specific DNA binding
Source: RefSeq, a predicted model, not a curated record